Molecule: messenger RNA, 1260 nt
Organism: Mytilinidion resinicola
Lineage: Eukaryota; Fungi; Ascomycota; Dothideomycetes; Mytilinidiales; Mytilinidiaceae
Exons: 1
Coding region: 181-858 (225 amino acids)
Source: RefSeq, a predicted model, not a curated record
GUCGUUACUGUUCCUGGCGCUUGCUCUCCAUCUCCCCCAACUCUACUGCCAGCCUAUCGACCGGCCGCGGGCCGGAAAUCAAAAGGCUCUGAGGCAUCACCGUCGUUAACGCCAAAUACCGCGCCAAACCCUGCCUCACUGCUCAAUCAAAAGGACACCUGGACCUCCUUGCUUGUCAAGAUGCCGUCCUUCGUCAACUCUAGGACCUACUCCUGGCCCCCUUCACCCACUCACCUCUCGCUGUCCAGCCUGGCCGACGCUUCUCCCAAGCCCACUGGCCUCCCAGACAUCGACGACGACCCCUUCUCGCACUUCCUGACCCCCGUCAACGAAGAAGACGACCCCUACGACGCGCUCUCCCUCUCCGCUGGCAUCAUCUCCGCCCCAGAACCCACGGCCUCGAAGACCACGAAGUUCAAGUCCAGCGUUGCGCAAAAAUGGGCUCGCUACGUCGCGCGUCACCACGCCGACCUCCACGAGCUCUACCACCCAACCCCCGAGGAAGGCCCAGGCAACGACGACGAUGACGAAGGAUUCAUUCUCGACCUCGACGAUGCGCGUUUGGUAGAUACGCCACGCGCCCGGGACUUGCUCUCGACGCCUGCCAUCACGCUGUCUCAGCCGACGAGGGGCCGUGCGCAGGAGCUGCUGGUGCCUGGAGGACGACGGUCGCGCCGGGGUCGCGCGAGCAGGACGCUUUCAGGUCACCGGCAUAGCUGGCGCGAGCCGAGUCCGGAGCUCUUCACCGUCGCGGAGGUGGAGGAGGCGGAGAGCCCGGUGCGUGAGAGGAAGCGGCGGACUGCGACCGAUGAUGGUGACCGAACGGGAACCCGGAGGUCGGAACGGGCGAAAUUAUGACUUCGGCUGGUGGUGGAUUGUGGAGGGUGUUUCGGGAUAGGGUAUGCGGGGUGACUUGUUGCAUUGUGUUGGCGUUUGGGAUAUCAUUGCCGGAAGUGUUUCGACUUUUUCUUUUCGUGGUUCUGGGUUGCAUUUCUCGGCUGCAUCUAUUGGCGCAUGGGACUUUUUUUCUUCUCUGCAUAUCUCGGCGUCAUCACCUCCAUAUUUCCUUUUUUUUCAUUUCGGACUAGGUCCGGGGACUAUGUGUCCGCAAUCUCCUUCGCAUUUGUAUACUGUAAUCUGCAUACAUCAUUGGGCGGCGUUUCAGGACCUCAUCAUAUUUCACUCUUCCCUUAAUAGCAUAUUAUCGUCAGAAGUAGUAUUUCGUAAUAGUAUUGAAACGAGCAAUAGACACAUCUAGGC